Fusarium redolens is the source of this 561-nucleotide messenger RNA. RefSeq lists its product as uncharacterized. Lineage: Eukaryota; Fungi; Ascomycota; Sordariomycetes; Hypocreales; Nectriaceae. The record is from RefSeq and is a predicted model, not a curated record. The coding region runs from base 1 to 561 and encodes 186 amino acids. The transcript has 3 exons.
AUGAUCGAAAAGAAGUCACUGCUGUACAAGUUAAUACACUCAACAGACCUGAAGGUGCAGUAUGAACGCAUAGAGAUGCAUGCCUGUCACUAUUUGAGUGCAAAAAUAGGAGUUCGAGUUGAAAAUGCCGUCAAGUUACGAAGUGAUGUCAGAACUGUCAAAACCCUGGUUACCGGCAUCUUGGAAGUGGUAUAUCGAGUCAGUAACAGAAGGUCUCUGCCUUGUACCUUUAGGGCGCAUGUUAUGUGGCUCUCUCCUUUGCCAGAGGCUCAAGUUCAGGGUCUCAAAGAGGAGAGGACAAGGGAAGAAUGGGUUCGUCCUGAAGUGCAAACGGAUGCAAGACUCGUGAGGGACUUCAUGAAACCUUCUACUACUGAUGGUCCAGGGACGGCAUGCCCGAGAGGAUAUAAUCUUGGCGAGGGGCCAAUUGAGAAAUGCCGAAACCAAGAUAUUACCGUACUCGCUCUUGGCCAAAUGCCGAAUCUCCUUUUGGUUGUUCUCCAUAACCCAACAUUACCUAUCAUAUUUAUCCCACUUCCCCUGAUUCAGGACCAGUUUUGA